CUGAAUUCAGUGGCUUGGAAAACAAAAUCUAAAACAGAGCUCUCCUCAACCCCUUGUAUUUACUAACCCCUAAAUCAUCCCUACCUUCUUUCACUUCCUCACAAUUUUACGGCUUUUAAAAAAAUAUCUCAAAGGCCCAAAAAAAAAAAGAUUUUUUUUCUCUUUUUCUUCAAAAAAUUUCAUCUCAUUUUCCUCCUCUCAAACAUUCAUUUUCCAACUACUUUUAACCACCUAAACCAAACAAAUUAAGAAAAAGAAAUUAUGACAUUUCGCCUUAAAUAUCUUCUAGCACUUCUCUAGAAACUCCUGUAAACCUUUGCAGGCAGGAUGGCCAUGAUCGGGAGAUCUUCCUCUCUAUCCAAACUCCUCCUUCUUGGCCUCCUGUCUCUCCUCAUCCUCUUCCUCCCCUCCUCUUCGUCCGCCGUUCGCGUCGCCGCCGUCAUAAGCACACCCUCACCCUCCUCAUCUCCUCCUAACCUCCCCGAAUUUCGGGAGGCCCCGUCCUUUCGAAACGGGGACCAGUGCGGGCCCACUGCAUCGAUCCACGUGGCGAUGACCCUCGACAUCAACUACCUAAGGGGAACAAUGGCAGCCGUCCUGUCAAUGCUCCAGCACUCGACCUGCCCUGAGAACCUCUCCUUCCACUUCCUCUCCGCCCACUCCGAGCCCGAGCUCUCGGCCAGCAUCAACCAGACCUUCCCAUACCUGGCCUUCAGGAUCUACAACUUCAACCCGAACUGGGUCAGGGGCAAGAUCUCUCGGUCCAUCCGACAGGCCCUCGACCAGCCCCUGAACUACGCCAGGAUCUACCUGGCCGACAUCCUCCCCUCCGAGGUCGGCCGGGUCAUCUACUUCGACUCCGACAUCAUCGUGGUCGACGACAUCGACAAGCUCUGGAACGUCGACAUGGAAGGUAAGGUCGUCGCGGCGCCCGAGUACUGCCACGCCAACUUCACCCCGUACUUCACCGACCGGUUCUGGUCCGACCGGAAGUUGGCUGGGACCUUCGAGGGGCGGAGGCCGUGUUACUUCAACACGGGCGUGAUGGUGAUGGACGUGGAGAAGUGGCGGGAAGGAGGGUACACGAGGAAGGUCGAGGAGUGGAUGGCGGUUCAGAAGCGAGAGAGGAUAUACCAUCUGGGCUCCCUGCCGCCGUUCUUGCUGGUCCUGGCCGGGAACAUCAAGGCCGUGGAUCACCGGUGGAACCAGCAUGGGCUCGGCGGGGAUAACUUUGAAGGAAAAUGCAGGAAUCUGCACCCGGGGCCGAUCAGCCUUCUACAUUGGAGCGGGAAAGGGAAGCCGUGGCUGAGGCUCGAUUCGAGGAAGCCGUGCAUUGUGGAUUAUCUGUGGGCUCCUUAUGAUCUCUACCGCUCCUCCAAGCAUGCUUUGGAAGAGUGAAUUCGGUUUCAAGUUUCAACGUUGGGUUGGAGAUGAGAGGGAGCUACAUGCAUGCAUUGUUGAAAAGGUGAGGAGUACUCUUGGGGAAAAUCUCUUGCGUAAAUUGGGAAUUAGGUUCUUAUUAUUCUGACCUUAAUCUUAUAAUAUGAUGAUGAAAAACGAGUUGGGGGUAUUCUUAGUAUUAUCUAUAUGUUAUACUAAAUACUGGGAGAAAAAGGAUCUAUAGAAACCCUAAUUUUUAUUCGGGAAUUUUCUUCGAGUAGUCUUUACCUCUCUUGAGGGUUUUGUAUGUACAUUUUGAUGUUCUUUCUCUUCUUCCAUAUAUGAAAAGCUUCAUCCAAUGAUGAAAUUGAUUUGAAUUAGUUGGCUUGUAGAACAUAAAUAGUAUGGUACGAUUGUUAGUCUAAAAUUUUGAACAUCCAUAACGUUGUUUUUUCUUCUUCUUCUUCUUCCUAUUUCUGUUUCUGUUUAGUUUUUUUUUCCUUUCAUUCAAUUUGUAUAUUUCACACCUUUUUUUCAUUCUUUCCGCUUUGUUUGAUUAGGUUGAAUUUGUAAAAACGAUUGAAGCCCAGGCAAAAAAGAAAAUUGUUUGCGUCCUUUCCCUCCCUUCAAAACUAUAAAAAAGAAAGAAAAUUGUUAACUGAGAACAGUCAAUUCUCCGGAAUCUGGAACUGCAAAACUCAGGAAGGAAUCUCAACCAAAUUGUCGUCUCAAAACCAUAUGAAUGAAGCCUAUGUACACAACAGGGUAACCUACUAUCUAGGUGUAUGAGGAUAACCUGAGAAGUAGCGAUCGCUCCACCGCAGGAUGAGGAAGCGAGGUUCGAGUAAAGAAGAACCUUCCACUUGUUCUUUCAGAAGAUAAUCACAUUUCAAAGAUGACUUUCCCAACGUGUUCCACAGAAUGUAAUCACCACAAAUAACCUGUAAUGAUAUAGGAGAGACGAUUAGUCGAUGUCUUUUGUUUUCAUGCCCAGUUGGCAUUUAAGGGCAUGAAACAAACCAAAGUUUGUUUUUUUCUUUUUCCUUCUCAAAAACACAACUUGAGCUCUAGUAAUGGAUAUGGCUCUAAAAAACUUUUUGUAUAAUCAUUCAACUCGGAUUUCAGUGGAAGGAAGAUAAACUCAUCAGAAGAGUAGAGAACUCCACCAGGGCUUUCCCAGAUGGAUAGAUACUCACCUGUAUCAAGCAUUGAAUACAAGAGAUUCUUAUUU
Linum trigynum is the source of this 2611-nucleotide messenger RNA. NCBI's taxonomy places the organism in Eukaryota, Viridiplantae, Streptophyta, Magnoliopsida, Malpighiales, Linaceae. The record is from the annotation of a GenBank genome assembly.